Homarus americanus (American lobster) is the source of this 4187-nucleotide messenger RNA. RefSeq names its product proline-rich extensin-like protein EPR1. Lineage: Eukaryota; Metazoa; Arthropoda; Malacostraca; Decapoda; Nephropidae. The record is from RefSeq and is a predicted model, not a curated record. The coding region runs from base 6 to 4187 and encodes 1393 amino acids. The transcript is spliced from 4 exons.
GCGUAAUGGCUGUGACACAGGGGAUACUGACGUUCGCGGUGAUAACAACAGUGUGGGCUAUCUCUCUAACCCACUCUACGCCCACACCCACCCACACGCCCGCUACCCAUCCGCAAGAGCCUUCUUCGACACUACCCGCACGGCAACAUGCCUUUCCCUUCACACCAGAACCUGGCACCUCCCCUCCCUUGUCCUUCAGAGUCAGUGAAGAGGACAGCACUUCAUCUCUACAUGCAGCAGACCUCAACUAUUUUUCAUCCACAUCUGAAGUAGACUUUGAGGAUUUCUCAUCUACGAAUGCAGCAGAUUUUAAUGACUUCUCGUCCAUACCUGCAGCAGAUUUUAAUGACUUCUCCAUAACUCCUGAAACACAUAUCAAGAGUGUGUCCUCAGCCACGACAUCAGAAGAGUUUAAUGAGAUCUCGUCCAAACCUGCAAUACACCUUUAUGGACCACAGCCCAAACCUGCAAUACAUCUUUAUGAAUCACAGUCCAAACCUGCAAUAAACCUUUCCGAAUCACAGCCCAAACCUGCAAUACAUCUUUAUGAAUCACAGUCCAAACCUGCAAUACACCUUUAUGAAUCACAGUCCAAACCUGCAAUACAUAUUUACGAAUCACAGCCCAAACCUGCAAUACACCUUUAUGAAUCACAGUCCAAACCUGAAACACACCUUUAUGAAUCACACUCCAAACCUGCAUCGAGCUUAAACAAACAUUUAUCUACACCUGCACCACAUGUUAACUCAGCCUUAUCAACACGAGCCACAGAACUAAAUGAGACUUCGUUCACACCUGCAACAGAUAUUGGUACUUAUUUUGAGCCCUUCUCUACACCUGCAUCAAAACCCGGUGAACUUCCAUCCAAACCUGCAACAGGACAUAAUGAGUUACCGUACACACCUGCUACAGAUGUGUUCAAGUCCUUCCCUAUACUUGAAACCGAUAUGUUUGUUUCCCUGUCUUCAGCUGAAUCAAUCUUCCAAAAGCCUUCCUCCAAACCUGCACUGGACUUUAAUGACAUCUACGUUAUGCCUUUAACUCACUCUGACGAACCCUUAUCCACACCUGAAACGAACCUGAAUGAACCACCGACCACAACUGCAACAGACCUUACUGAACAGAUAUCCAAACCUGCCACAAACUUAGAUAAGUCUUCCUCCACACCUGAACCAGAUCUUUACGAUCCUUCAUCCACAUCUGCAGCCUAUUUGUAUAUAUCUUCAACCAAACCUGGAAUAGAUGCCUAUGAGUCCCUGCCCAUACCUGCAAUAGGCAAAUAUAGGUUUUCAAUCACAUCUGCAACGGACCAUCACAAACCUCAAUCCACACCUACUACAGAGCGUCCCACACCUCCAUCAAAACCUGCUACAGAGCGUCCCACACCUACAUCCACACCUGCUACAGAGCGUCCCACACCUCCAUCCACACCUGCUACAGAGCGUCCCACACCUCCAUCCACACCUGCUACAGAGCGUCCCACACCUCCAUCCACACCUGCUACAGAGCGCCCCACACCUCAAUCCACACCUGCUACAGAGCGUCCCACACCUCCAUCCACACCUGCAACCAACCUUUCUUCUAGGCCUUUAUGGACGCCUACACUAGACCGCCGAAGGCAUCCAACCAAAUAUGUAACAGGUUAUCGUAGACGACCAUCCAAACCUGCAUCCCACCACCGUCGACGUCCAAACACACCUGCACCAGACCUUAAGAACUCACAAUCUACACCUGAAACACACCUACGUGACCCUUCAACCACACCUACAGCAGAUCAUUCCGAGUCUCUACCGACACCUGUAACAGAUUUUACUAGUUCUCUCUCCACACCUGAAACAGAACUUACUGAAAAUUCCUCCACACCUGAAACACAACUUACUAACGAUUCCUCCACACCUGAAACAGAGCUUACUAACGAUUCCUCCACACCUGAAACAAAACUUACUAACGAUUCCUCCACACCUGAAACAGAGCUUACUAACGAUUCCUCCACACCUGAAAUAGAACUUCAUGACGCUUCCUCCACACCUGAAACAGAACUUACUGACGAUUCCUCCACACCUGAAACAGAACUCACUGACGAUUCCUCCACACCUGAAACAGAACUCACUGACGAUUCCUCCACACCUGAAACAGAUUUACACACAUCCUCCUCCUCAAUCGAAGUCAUUCUCCACAGACCACCAUUUAGACCUGCAAUCACCCUUUAUAAUCCUCUCUCCACACCUGCACCGGUCUUAUUAAAACGAUUCUCCAAACCUGCACCAAUCCUGUUACAACACCUCUCUACACUACCACCAAUCGUGUCAAAACAACUCCCUAUACCUGUUGUAAUCCCUCACCACAGCAUACCUUCCACACCUGUACCGGGGAAUCAUCUCAUCUCCUCCACACCUGCACCCUUGAUACCUACAAUCAUCCCUCGAGGCGGGUUACAUCACCAGCCUCCUAUACUUCCACGUAAUAAUUAUCCCGGAAUAUUCACAACAACACCAGGUAACCACAUCGUAUCAUCCACACCUGUAACACCUGUAAUAGAGAACUACCUGACGCCGUCCACACCUGUAACCUACCAGCCGUCUCUGUCUCCUGUACCCGUUCCUACUGUGUUGCCACAUCCCCGCUUCUACCCGGAGGCAAUUCCAAAUUAUUCCUUCGAGUAUGCAGUGGUAGAUGGGGCAGCAGGAAGCCAAUACGGGCACGCUGAAACACGCAAGGGAUUUGAUACCAAAGGACGUUACUUCGUCCACCUCCCAGAUGGACGCCUCCAGACUGUCAACUACUAUGCCAAUCAGACGGGCUACUUCCCUCAAGUCAUCUACAGCGGGGUAGCCAAACAUGGACCCACUCCUAAAUAUCCUUAUCAAACACUUAAACCAGUGUAUGGACUACCUGGGGCAAUCCCUCCAAAAACUUACAAUACACUGAUCAGACCAAGCCACGGACCUACACUCACUACUCUGAAGCCUGUUCAUGUCUCAGCACAUCCGGAUUAUUCUCCUAAAGCUUAUAAUGCUUUUCCUACAUCUACACAGCCAAUACUGAGGCCCACUCAUUUACCAAAGCAUUCAGGAAUCAUUACAGUAUCUCCAGGUUAUACUUCCAGCUCGGGUACCACAACUGCUGCAGUGUCCAUCACCAGGUCACUCCCAGUUACUACACCUACUCCUAUCACCUUAUAUCCUCCCACUCCACUGAACUUCCAUCUCUCAAGGCAAGCCAACAUUCCCUUAGGACCAAUUCACAUUCCUUUAAAACCAGUUCAUAUUCCCACAGCGCCAUCUCUUGGUCCCCUAAAGCCAGGCAAUCUUCCCAUACAUCUUGUACACACAACACAUGGGCCACCUCUCUUGUCUGCUAAACCACCUGACAUUCCACUAAAAACAAUACUCAUUCCCAAAAAGCCAGUUCCCAGUGUGUUAAAACCUGUUCACAUUCACAUAAGGCCAAGUCCAAUUCCAUUAAAACCAACCAAAGCGCCAUACAAACCCCUUUAUAAAUCCCCAAGACCAGUCUACACAACAUUAACGCCAACCCCUAUUCCUCUACAACGUGUCCCCAUUCCAUUGAAACCAGUCCCUGUUACUUUAAAACCAACUUUUAUUCCUUCUCAACCAAGUCCCCUUCCUUUAAAACCACUCCAUACUCAUUCUGGCUUAUUACUAACUUCCAAAACACCCCAUAUUUUUCCCAAACCCCCUCAGUUUUUCAUACACCACAAAUCAAUUCCUGCCAUUUUACCAAGUCCCCAUCUGCCUCCUUCCCCUCUUCAUCCAUUGCCUCCUUCCCCUCUUCAUCCAUUGCCUCCUUCCCCUCUUCAUCCAUUGCCUGCACCUGCACACACCUAUACUUUUCAGACAUUCCUGUCAAACUCUAGACCCUUUGUUGUCACUUCAAAUAGAAUGCCAAAAUUAAGAGACACAUUAGAUCCCCAUUAUCUCAGAGACCAUAGAAAGUAUGGCCCGGCACCUCCUGAUCUGUCUCACCAAGAAACUCACCUGUUAGGCCCAUCUGUUAUGCCUUCUAUUGCUUCUGCUCCUGCCCCUGUCGUGGAAAAGUAUCCUCCUGUGGCAAAAAAACCAGAAACAGAGGUUACUCAUACAAUAUAUAAAAAGGAUGAACAGAAAAGUGAUGAGGUAUCUGAUGAACUUGAAGAGUAUGAUGAAGCAGCUAAAGAGUAUCUAUAG